AUGACUCCUACAGUGACACCAUUAAAGUCUCCUGCUGUAUCGGACAUCAACUUCGGCGCUGUCAUUGACAACGUCGAUUUGGAGAACCUCACCGAUGAAACAUUCAAUACAAUCCAAGAUGCCCUCUACAAGAAUCUGGUAAUGGUCAUCAAGAAUCAAGACCAUGUGACCCCGAAGGCACAAUACGAGCUCACGCAGCGUUUCGACCCAUCUGCUUCGCAAUACGGCCAUGGCAAGACCCUCGACGCCAAGCGCAGCAUCCUCCACCCCGAUCUAAAGACAGUCCCCCACCAGCCCCAGGUACAAGUCAUCGGGCACGGACACAUCGGCUCCUAUGAGGGCCUGUCAAACAUCCAGCUAAAGCACCCUCAUCACCGGACAUUCCACCGAGACGUGAUCCCAGCCGAAGAGGAUCACGACUUUACACGGUUCUACCGCUGGCACAUCGACGCCGCGUUGUAUGAAUUUUACCCACCAAAAGUGACCACUCUGCUAGCAGUCAAAGUACCCAAGGGUCGACGCCAGACUCUCAGGUAUGACGAUGGUUCCGACGAGACGUUAGACGUACCGCUCGGCACGACGGCAUUCGUCAGCGGAGAGAGAAUGUUCGAGCUGCUCUCCGAUGAAGACAAGAAAUUCGCCCUGAACAGUAAAAUCGAAUACGCGCCUCACCCCUACAUCUGGAUGAGCGCCGCGCGCGCCCUCCCCACCGGCCUCGGCCUAUACUCCGAAAACAAAGAACUUCCACUCUCAGAUCUCCCACCGAUCGACGGAUCUAAGAUCCAAGUUCUCCCUAUGGUCUGGAAGAACCCUCUCACCGGGAAUCCAGCACUACAAAUCCAUCCGUCGGCGGUCCGCAAGAUCCACUGCGCCGAUGGCACGGUGAUCGAAAAUUUGACGCGGGUGCGGGAGAUUGUGUACAAAUUCCAACGGCCGGCCAUCAAACCGCAGUAUGUGUACCCGCAUGACUGGGAAGAGGGCGACCUGGUGAUUUUCCAUAACCGCGGUGUUUUGCAUUCCGUGGUUGGGGCGUUUGGGGAUGACGAGGUGAGGCUGUUCAGGCAGUGUAAUUUGGCGGCUGGGGAGGCGCCGGUGGCAUAUGAGUAG
Molecule: messenger RNA, 1107 nt
Organism: Aspergillus melleus
Lineage: Eukaryota; Fungi; Ascomycota; Eurotiomycetes; Eurotiales; Aspergillaceae
Product: TauD/TfdA family dioxygenase
Exons: 3
Coding region: 1-1107 (368 amino acids)
Molecular function (GO): oxidoreductase activity
Source: RefSeq, a predicted model, not a curated record